Nelumbo nucifera (sacred lotus) is the source of this 1814-nucleotide messenger RNA. Its product is annotated as POLAR LOCALIZATION DURING ASYMMETRIC DIVISION AND protein. Gene Ontology annotation, biological process: asymmetric cell division. Lineage: Eukaryota; Viridiplantae; Streptophyta; Magnoliopsida; Proteales; Nelumbonaceae. The record is from RefSeq and is a predicted model, not a curated record.
CGGGAAGGAAACACAUGAUGUCGUGAAAGUGAAACAAACAAAAAGGAGAGGGGAGUGAACAGACCGUAGUCUCUCCUUCAAUUUCUUCGACAUUUUUCUCUUGCCUUCUUAAUGAUUCCAGAGCUGUACCUGUAUACGCCAUUGCUUGAGAGUUGAGACGGAGAUCUCUUGAAAGAACAAAACUGAAAGAAAGUAAAAUAAGAUAUUUGGAGAAGCCCUAAUUUUGUCGAUCGCAAUGUGGCAGUUCUUGUUAGCUGCAGCAGUUGCGGGAUCUGGGUUCUUCGCACGACAGCUCUUUAAGAAUGGCGACUCCAUUGUUGAGAAAUGUGAGGAGGAAGAGGAACAGGCUGUCGUGGUUGAGGAAGAAAGAAAAGAACUCUCAGAUCCUGCCAAAGUACAAGUUCCAUCCUCUCCACUUGCUUCUUCUCCUUCGGUUCAAAGUGGGCCUAAAGAAGUAGGUGGCUCUUUGAGUUCCGAGAGAUGGAAUUCGACGGCUGGACAAGAGGGAAUCUUCAGGUUUUCUAGUUCGGGUGGUGAGCCUGGACCUGGCUCUCGUUCACGGAAGAAAGCAGGUUUAGGGUCCACUGGACGGAAGAGGAAUGUAGGUGGUGAUAAGAGAAGAGUUCGGUUUCAGAAACUUGAGGGGAAGUCCGGUUCUACGGACAGUGAUGGAGUGGUGGUGUUCGACGAACAGAGAAAGAAAGGAAGGAAAUACUUUCUUUGCUUGAAGAGGAGGAGGACUGGAAAGAAUGCAAUUGGAAGUCGAGGUUCGUGUUCAUCUAAUGGUGAAGAAAUUUUCAAUUGGGGGCUUGGUGCUGGGAUUAUGUACAUGGUGUCAGCUGGGAGAGCAGAGAUCAAUAAACUAAACUCUACAAUAGAGGAAACCGUAAAAGUUGUUCAGGAAUUGAAAACUGAGCUUCACAAAAGAAAAUUAUCUCAUGAUCUGCAGGAUUCAAAUUGCAAUGGUAAAAGUGAUACAUACCCCAGAGAAUGUGAGGGCAAGCCUAAUCAACCAGUGACCAUUAAGUCAGGUGGAGUGGCAAGAGGUUUGAAUUAUCCCAAAUCUAUGGCCUUCCCAUUAAGUGAUGAUGGUGAUUGUGCCAGUAGUGUUCUUACUGAAGAACAGCAGCCAGAAGUACCAGAGGUAGAUCAGCUUGAAGCAGCAUUUGAGUCUGAACUGCGGAAAAUAACUUGCCACAACUUCAAAGAAGCAAUUGGCACUGAACAAAGAUCAGGACUGGGUGAGUUUGACAUAGAGCAUCCUUCAGACAUUGUAAAAAAUGGAGUUUUAGCUGAUGAGCUACCAGGUCCACAUGAAGAAGGCACAAAUUCUAACUCUCAUCAAUUUUGUGGGGUUUCUCCAUCUGAACUGGAUCAGAAACUAUGCCAUUUACUUAUCGAACAGCAGGAAAGCCAUAUCAUUGAGCUAGAAUCCAGACUCCAUUCAGCUGAAAAUAAACUUCACGAGAAAGAAGCAGAACUCCAAACUCUGAAAGACUGUGUUCGUCGACUCACAGAAUUUUCUUUAGAAGCAUCGUCAGAUGAAGAAAUAGAAUCAUGGAAGGUUGGGAAAGAGGGGGAGAAGGGCUAUGAUCACUCAUCCGCAGCUUCAGAAUUGCUUACAGGUAUUAACAAGAUAGGUGGGCAGGAUUCGGUGGUAGGAAUGAAAAGAGUGAUGGAGUUCUAAUCGUGUAAUUGUCACCUGAAUAACUUGCAGUCUCUGUACAAGAUGGGAUUCAUGUAAAUGUUCCAUUUAUAUGUGCUCAUUCAUGAGAAUUAACCAAUUUAUCUAAGCAUAAGCAUAUCUCUAUUUA